Brassica oleracea var. oleracea is the source of this 1168-nucleotide messenger RNA. Its product is annotated as B3 domain-containing protein At3g17010-like. NCBI's taxonomy places the organism in Eukaryota, Viridiplantae, Streptophyta, Magnoliopsida, Brassicales, Brassicaceae. The record is from RefSeq and is a predicted model, not a curated record. The transcript has 4 exons. The coding region runs from base 86 to 1012 and encodes 308 amino acids. Gene Ontology annotation, molecular function: DNA binding.
CAGAGAGAACCAGAGAAACGAAGCGAGAGAGAUAGUCAAAGAGGAGGUUUUGGGUGAAAGAGAAACAAGUUGUUGAAGUAGAGAGAUGAGUUGGAACGGUCGGAUUAAGGAAGAAAGGAAGAACCUGAGCUUCUUCAAGAUCUUCCAGAGUGCAGACUUAUCCUCUGAAUGCAUGAGAGCGCUUCCUUACAACUUCAUGCAAAACCUCUCCAAAGAAGACUUCUCAUACAAGAUGGUGAUAAGAGCGGAGAGGGGAAGCUCAUGGGAAGUAGACAUCUCCAAGAACCCGAGGUUCUACUACAUGGAGAAGUCUGGAUGGAACCAGUUCGUGAGCGACAAUGCUUUGGGAGACAACGAGUUCAUCACCUUUACUCACAAAGGGUCAAUGUCCUUCAACGUCAACAUCUACGGGAAGAACGGCAAGGAGAUUGUCGCACCGCGAAAACCUCCGACAACAACUCCUCUGAGUGGCGUCAAGAAAGAAGAAGGUGAGAGAAGCUACAAGGACGUGAAGAAGGAAGAGGAGAGAUGUGAGUCCAUGGAAGGAGUUGAGCUUGAAGAAGCCACAAAGAAGAAGAAGAAGAGCAAGAAAGUGCUGAGUUAUGUGGAAGUAGGUGAAUCAUCGAGAGGCAGCAGAAAGAAGAAAGCUGAGAAGCUCAAAACACUCAAGAAGAAGAAGAAGAUCAAGACAGUGAAGAAAGGUGUGCCAGAGUUCGAAAUCACCAUAAGGAAGUCAUACCUCAAGUUCAUGUUACUUCCGAGGGUGUUUGAGGAGGAGCAUAUCCCGGGUGAGUCUAUGGAGUACACGAUCCAUCACUCGGAGAUGAGGUGUUCAUGGAAUGUGCUCUGCUUGGUGAGGGAGAAUCGGACAGUCUUCUCGAGUGGUUGGAGUCGAUUGGCUAGAGAGUUUCCUUUGAAGGUCGGUGACAGGUGUACCUUCAAGCUCAUCAAACCAACAGAGUUUGUCCUCAUCACCAAGAAGAGCAGAAAGGAGACCACUGUGAUUGGCUGAUGAUGAAGGAAUGUUUUAGCGUCUUGCUUUUGCUUAUAUCUAUGGAGACAAUAUGAUAUUUAGCUUAAUGUGUUGUUGUGUUUCUUGUUCGCUGUUGUUUAUUUCCCAUGAAACUUAUAAGUUGCUUUAUCUGUUUAUGGUAUUAGUCUUGAGACU